AGGCUCCCCUGGGACGCUCCCCGCAGGAACUCAGCGGCCGCUGCAAACUCUGCGGAGGGAGUCUUCCUGCAGUCCCGCACCUGUCGCCCUCACUUGUUGCCCGCACCGGCGGCGCUCACUCUCAGCCCACAUCUCUCGCCGGCACCUGCACCCCUGCACCUGCAGCUCUGCACCUGCAGACCGGCCCAGCAUGGCGGAUCAAGCGCCCUUCGACACAGAUAUCAGCACCCUGACCCGCUUCGUCAUGGAGGAGGGCAGGAAGGCUCGCGGCACUGGCGAGCUGACCCAGCUGCUCAACUCGCUCUGCACCGCGGUCAAAGCCAUUUCCUCGGCGGUGCGCAAGGCGGGCAUCGCGCAGCUCUACGGCAUCGCGGGCUCUACCAAUGUGACAGGCGACCAAGUCAAGAAGCUGGAUGUCCUCUCCAAUGACCUGGUUAUGAAUAUGCUAAAGUCGUCCUUCUCCACCUGUGUCCUUGUGUCCGAGGAAGAUAAACACGCCAUCAUCGUAGAACCUGAGAAAAGAGGUAAAUACGUGGUCUGUUUUGAUCCCCUGGAUGGCUCUUCCAACAUCGACUGCCUUGUGUCCAUUGGAACCAUUUUUGGCAUCUACAGAAAGAAAUCUACUGGUGAGCCUUCCGAGAAGGACGCCCUGCAGCCAGGCCGGGACCUCGUGGCAGCUGGCUAUGCCCUCUAUGGCAGUGCCACAAUGUUGGUCCUGGCCACAGAGAGUGGUGUCAACUGCUUCAUGUUGGACCCGGCCAUUGGGGAGUUCAUCUUGGUGGACAAGAAUGUGAAGAUAAAAAAGAAAGGUAAUAUCUACAGCCUUAACGAAGGCUAUGCCAAGGACUUUGACCCUGCCAUCACUGAGUACAUCCAGAGGAAGAAGUUUCCUUCAGAUAAUUCAGCUCCCUAUGGGGCCCGGUAUGUGGGCUCCAUGGUGGCUGAUGUGCACCGUACUCUGGUCUAUGGAGGGAUCUUUUUAUACCCUGCUAACAAGAAAAGCCCCAAUGGGAAGCUGAGACUGCUGUAUGAAUGUAACCCAAUGGCCUUUGUCAUGGAGAAGGCCGGGGGAUUGGCCACCACAGGCAAGGAAGCUGUAUUAGACAUUGUUCCCACUGACAUCCACCAGCGAGCGCCAGUCAUCCUGGGGUCCCCUGACGACGUGAGGGAGUUCCUGGAGAUCUACAAGAAGCACUCUGCCAAAUGAAGAGCUGGUCUUGCCCUCACCGCAAAGAGCUGCCUCACAGCACUAACCCAUUCAGGCUGUGGAUUCUACAUUCCUAAUCAGUGGACAUAAAAUACAUAGAUAUUUUCACCA
Molecule: messenger RNA, 1318 nt
Organism: Octodon degus (degu)
Lineage: Eukaryota; Metazoa; Chordata; Mammalia; Rodentia; Octodontidae
Gene: Fbp1
Product: fructose-bisphosphatase 1
Exons: 7
Coding region: 191-1207 (338 amino acids)
Biological process (GO): sucrose biosynthetic process; gluconeogenesis; fructose metabolic process
Cellular component (GO): cytoplasm; cytosol
Molecular function (GO): fructose 1,6-bisphosphate 1-phosphatase activity
Source: RefSeq, a predicted model, not a curated record